GGAAAACGCUCGACGAAAGCUUUUGAACACUCUUUCUCUCUCUCUCUCUCUCUCUCGCUAAAUCUCUCUUACUUCCACUCGUAAGCUUUUCUCUUUAAUUUUCCAGUUAACUAAUCGAAACAGCAAAUCCCUUUCAUUUUUCCGCCUUCUGCCCCACAUCCCAAACACUAAAAUGAACAAUUUAAAAUCCAAUUGGCAAAAAUGACUCUCCACAAAGAAAAAGAGCAGCCUCCAAAAAAAAUCCACACAGUGCAAGCAGAGCGUGACCUAGAAGCCAAUUGGGAUGUCGAUCUUGCCAAAAAGCUCGAAGAUUACCUUUUAAAGCUUUGCUCCGGUGAAAUUACCUCCGACGAUAACGUCUCCGUUAAUUUCGCUGAAGCUGCUUUGUUACUACAAGGUUCAGUUCAAGUGUAUAGCAGAAAGGUCGAGUAUCUAUACAACUUGGUUUUACAUGCUUUGGACUUCCUUUCUCAAAAGAGGCAACAAGAGCAAACAGAGGGUACAUCUUUCCAGCCUGAGCAAAAUGGUUCCAAUGCAGCUUCUGAUGAAGAAAGUGAUCAGUUCUGGGUCUCAGAUGAUGUUCCAGUGGAAGCAAGGAAUAGCUUAGAUGCUUCAACCAGCAAAGAUGAUUCUCUCUAUCACUUUGUAAAACCGCCAGCAAAUCUUAUUGUUCUUGAAGGUGAUUGCUUAAAUACAACUGGUGAUGGCGGGGAACUGGAUUCAUACCUGUUAGCCACCAAUGAUCUCUACAGGGAUUUUAUUCUUUUAGACCCAUGUGAUGCUGACGCAGUGAAUGAUUUCUUCAAUGGAGAUGAAACUGGAAAAGGACUAAAUAGUACUUGUAAGGGAAGCUCCCCCCGCAAGAGCUUCCAGUCCCCCUCAAGACGUUCAGGAGGGACUGCACGUAAGUCAUCUCUUGGAAAGAACCAGGAUGCAAAACUCAACCAAACUCCUGUGGCUGAUUGUAUUUUUGGUGAUAAUAGCUCUAAAGUGGUGCCCAAUCCUCACACCUGUAAUGGACUUGAUAUGGAUGACGAUUAUUCUGAACCCAGGAACUGGGAAGGUUCAGAUGAUGAUAAUAAUGAUGAUGACCCAUGGAAGCCUUUAAAUCCUCAUGAGCCUGGGACUUUAAAGGUGAAACCUUUCAGAAAAGUAAAACCUUACCGAAGGAAUGUGGUAAAAUCCGCUAGGCAGACCUCUAUAACUACUAUGUUUCCACUUGCAAGGAUGCGUGGUACUAUCAGUCCUGAGCUCACAGAAAUAUGGGAAGCACGUUUUAGCAGAUCUGAAAAAACUGAAAGUGCAGAUUCUCCUCCUUUAUAUGAAAAGCUAAGGCAAUCGCUGAGUAAUGGAGGUUAUAAUAAUAGUGACACUUUUGGCAAUGCUGAGAAUGACGAUGAAGGCAAUGAGCAUGACAGUGGCGUCCCAGAUUUUGGGCAGCCUGAUGAUGAUAUACCAGAAAAUAUGUAUAUGGAUGAAGAUCUUCAUCAUGAAAAGUAUGACGAUAGCUCUACUCACUUCGACAUCAAUGAAGCUUUUGGAAAUGAAGAUCCAAGCUCCCAAGCAAGCCUGGAAGAUCUUUGUCGCUCUCACCUGGAUGCUCUCCUUGCUAACAUAGCUGAAACAGAGAAGCAGACUGAAUUAGCUACUCGGGUUUCGUCAUGGAAACAGAAAAUAGAGCAUAACUUGGAAGAGCAAGAUUCACGCCCUUCGUUUGAUAUUCAUGCCUAUGGUGAAAGAAUUCUUGACAAAUUAUCCCUGGAAGCAAAUGGUGAAAACGUCAUGUCCUUUGCUGAUGUUGUGAAGGGCCAAGAGAAGCAUGAUGUGGCUCGAACAUUCUCUGCACUUCUUCAGCUGGUGAAUAAUGGAGACGUCAAUUUGGAGAGAAGUGGGGUAGGUGGUAUGUCUGUCUGUUACACAGCCAUGAAUCCUUUCCAUAUUCAGCUUCUUAACCAUGACAAGAGACGGAAAGACCUACAAUUUCGACUGUCAAAAAAGCGAGUAAAAUCACCAUUAAGGAGAGGUUGUAACAAGGGUUCAGGGGAUAAGUCUGGCAAAGAGACAUCUCCAAGCAUUAAUUCAUCACAACUUAACGGCAAUUUUACUGUGAAACUUGGGAAGAUUGGUGGUGCAAGAUGCACCCCUGAAAGCAAGAAGAGACGGAGAGCUCGAUUUGUUGAACCAGUAGACAUACACUCAUCAAGGUAACCCAGAAUGCCAUAGGAAUAGGCAAGCUUUUUCUCUGUUCCCAAUUUCCAUUGCUGGGGCAAUUCAACUUUUAUGUUGAAUGGCUCAGCAUUUAUCAUCUUGUGAUUAUAUUUUUUUUCUUCUUUUUUGUAAUUCUAGUUUACUGACAAUGGUUAGCUGCGAAAUGUAUUAUGUUUAACUUAUUAUGACGUAGAUGUACUUCCAGAAGGUGAAGAGACCUUGUAAUAGUUUGAAUUAAUUUCAAUUGUAGAAUGGGCUUUGUUAUCA
Messenger RNA from Ricinus communis (castor bean), 2475 nucleotides. Its product is annotated as condensin-2 complex subunit H2. The coding region runs from base 202 to 2208 and encodes 668 amino acids. Gene Ontology annotation, biological process: mitotic sister chromatid separation; meiotic chromosome condensation. The record is from RefSeq and is a predicted model, not a curated record. Lineage: Eukaryota; Viridiplantae; Streptophyta; Magnoliopsida; Malpighiales; Euphorbiaceae. Gene Ontology annotation, cellular component: nucleus; condensin complex. The transcript is spliced from 11 exons. Gene Ontology annotation, molecular function: chromatin binding.